AUGGUCUCCACGGAGACUUACCUGAAGGCACUCAGGGCCGAGGCUCUGGAUUGCGACCUAUACUACUCCUACCAAACGCAGGUCACCACCCCUGAUAGGAUCAGAUCCCUGGUCAGCAGGCUUCUGACAGGAGAUCUGGACCCCCAACUGAAGGCGAGUUUGCUGACCUUCUUGGAGCGGACAGAGGAGAUGUGGGAAUUGCACCGACGCCGCCUGGAGGUUAACAUGCUAAUUUGGGGCCUCGAGGUGUCCGCCGCAGAACACAGGGACGCAGAGACGGGAACGAUGGACGAGAUCGAAGCCGAGCUGGCCUCCCUUCUGGCCAUACGAGAAGGUCUCGACAGGGACCUAAGGGCCGUCCACCUCCGCUACAACGCCAUGCGAGAGCCCCUCCCGGGACCUUGCCUACUUGGAGCGUCUUCAACACGUCCAGAUCCCUCUUCUCCUACCCCUUGCCAACGGGUAGCUUGGUCUCUCCCAGAUCAGAAUGCAAAUGAUCUUGAAUGGGUUUCUCACCUUUCUAAUUUGAGAUUCCUUGAUAUGUCAUUUGUGAAUCUUAGUCAAGUUGUUGAUUGGCUAUCAUCAAUAAACAAAAUCUCUUCUCUAUCAGAGCUUUAUUUAUAUGAUUGUGGGCUUCCUCAAGUCAAUCCUAAAACUAUCCCCAACCUGAAUUCUUCCACUUCUCUCAAGAAGCUCGAUCUUUCAGGAAAUAAUUUAAACACUUUGACUCUAUCAUUAGUACUUAAUGUCAGCAAAGUCCUCACACAUCUUAAUCUCUGGGGUAAUGAACUUGAGGGUAGCUUACCAGAAUCAUUUCAGAGUUUGUGUCAACUUAAAGAGUUACGACUAGCUGGCAACAACUUGUCUGGCCAGUUAAAUGACAACAUACAACAACUGCGUUGUGCACAAAAUGGUUUAGAGUUGUUGCUCCUCGACAAUAACCCAUUUAGGAAGGUGUCAUCUACCGUGGGACUGGAUGUCUCUAAAAAUUCACUUUCAUUCAACUUGAGUUCAAAUUGGGUUCCACCUUUCCAACUACAAACUUUAUAUGCAUCAUCGUGCAUUUUGGGUCCAAAAUUUCCAACAUGGAUCAAACAUCAAAGGGAACUCAUGGCCUUGGACAUCUCUAAUGCUAGUAUUUCAGAUUCGCUUCCUAAAUGGUUUUGGGACCAAAUUUCAAGUUUUUAUCAUUUGAAUGUUUCACAUAACAAGCUUAGUGGAACCUUACCACCAAAACCAAGGCAAAGGAUGAAAUUAGAAUACUAUGGAAUGUGGGAUUUUAGUUUCAACAACUUGUAUGGUCCAUUACCUCCUUUUCCAGGAUUGCGAAAUCUAGUACUCUCAAAUAAUAGGUUCUCAGGGUCUCUAUCUUCUUUUUGUGCAUCAUAUCCUUUGGAACUUACUUAUCUUGAUCUGUCAAGUAACUUGUUAGAAGGACCACUUUCGAACUGUUGGGGAAAAUUUCAAAAUAUUGAAUAUCUGAAUUUGGCCAAAAAUAAAUUAUCAGGAAGAAUAUCCAAGUCAUUUGGCACUUUACAACAAAUGAUGUCACUACAUUUAAACAACAACAACUUUUCUGGAACAUUACCUGAAUGGUUAGGCCAUCACAUGCAUCAUUUGAUUGUUUUGAGUCUACGAGCAAACAAAUUCCAAGGAAAAUUACCUAUAAAUUUGUGUAAUUUACCAUUUGUUCAAGUUUUAGAUCUUUCUCAAAACAACAUUACAGGAGAAAUCUCUCCAUGCCUCAACCAAAUAAAUACUUUCUCAGAUAUUCAAUUUUUAAGAAAACGAAUUUCCCAAAAUUCACCUAUAUUGGAAGAAAUAGUUGAUUAUGGCUUAUUUUUUGAGAAAGCAACAUUGGCAUGGAAAGGAGAAGAUAUGGAAUAUGGCAAAAAUCUCGGGCUCAUGACAACCAUUGAUCUUUCUUGCAACCACUUAACAGGAGAUAUACCACAAAGUAUAACGAAACUUGUGGCACUAGCUGGCUUAAAUCUUUCAAGGAAUAAGCUCACAGGAUUCAUUCCAAGCAAGAUUGGUCAAAUGGAAAGAUUGGAAUCACUACACUUGUCAAGAAACUAUCUUUAUGGUAGAAUGCCGGAAAGCUUUCCAAAUUUGAGUUUUCUUAGCUACAUGGAUUUGUCUUUCAACAACUUAUCAGGGAAAAUUCCACUUGGCACUCAACUACAAUCCUUUGAUGCCUCUACAUAUAUAGGGAAUAAUGGGCUUUGUGGCCCACCACUCACAAACCAUUGUCCAGGGGAUGCGACUUCAUCAGCUAAAAUACCUGACAAACAUGCUACUGAUGAAGACAAAGAUAAAGAUGAACUCCUAACCUUUGGAUUCUACGUCAGCCUAGGGCUUGGAUUUUGUGUUGGAUUUUGGGGAGUUUUUGGAACUUUAGUUAUGAAAGCUUCUUGGAGACAUGCCUAUUUCCAGUUCUUCAACAACAUGAAAGAUCAGAUACAUGUGAAAAUAGUGGUUUUUACAGCUAGAAUGAAAGGGGGUUAA
Messenger RNA from Lotus japonicus, 2508 nucleotides. RefSeq names its product receptor-like protein EIX2. The transcript is spliced from 4 exons. The coding region runs from base 1 to 2508 and encodes 835 amino acids. NCBI's taxonomy places the organism in Eukaryota, Viridiplantae, Streptophyta, Magnoliopsida, Fabales, Fabaceae. The record is from RefSeq and is a predicted model, not a curated record. Gene Ontology annotation, molecular function: protein binding.